Cynoglossus semilaevis (tongue sole) is the source of this 2352-nucleotide messenger RNA. It is a transcript of the gene htra3a, whose product is annotated as HtrA serine peptidase 3a. The record is from RefSeq and is a predicted model, not a curated record. Gene Ontology annotation, molecular function: protein binding; serine-type endopeptidase activity. Gene Ontology annotation, cellular component: extracellular region. Gene Ontology annotation, biological process: proteolysis. The transcript has 10 exons. The coding region runs from base 817 to 2313 and encodes 498 amino acids. NCBI's taxonomy places the organism in Eukaryota, Metazoa, Chordata, Actinopteri, Pleuronectiformes, Cynoglossidae.
UGUUCAUGUACAUAAAGGGAACAGGAACGAGGCUUUAAUAACCUGCGUGUGGUGGGUGUGGUCAGUGACGUCACUACUGUCGUUUCAAGUUAUAACUUGACGAAAUAACUUGAUAAUAGGUUCUUUCUUCAGUGAAGACAAUGUGUCCAACAUUGAUGUCCAAUAUUUAAAUAAUCUUCGUCUUACUUCCUGGUUUCUCCUGAUUCUCCCUCCUAAUCCAGUCAUUCUUUCUAAUGUCUAUUAGUUUACAUGUUAUUUCAUUUUCUUGCGUUCACAGAUCUAGUCGAGACCUGAUGACGUGUCCCACAUCGUUCCACUCAAACGUAAUCUUUGUCCGUCAUUUUAUCGACUUGAAACUGGUUAACAAAAUCAACGAAACUACUCAUUCAUACCCUUGUCUAACACUGCCCUCCUGUGGGAAGGUUUACUCAUGACCUCUCCGUAUCUCAGACUUUGACCUUAAGUUGCACUGUUAUAUGUUCCUGUCUCCACUGGAUGGCGCACAUUAUAACCAUCCCCUAUAAUCACCAACCUUCAGCAGCAUCAUCUCCCUCAGCUUCACCACUUGCUCUGUGGAUCUGACUGAAGACAAUCUGAAGACCCUGAUGGACAAAGACAAAAACCGAAGUUUUUUAAUUGGACUUUCAAUCUAUUUUUAUUAUUAUUUAUUUUAGAAUUGAGGGGGAAAGGUGACUUUUCAACUCCAGGUCCCUGCUCAGAAGAACAUUCAAGCAGCAGGAAGAUUUUAUAAAAAUCACCAUGAGUAUUUAGUCAGGCAGGAGUUUUCUAUUUGUUUUGUUCUGACCAUCCAGUGCAAUGCAGUUACUUUUUCUUACAUUUUCACUCGUCUUGACGCACCACCUGACCGGAGCCGCGCGCCCUGAGAAGUGCGCCUCCCGGUGCGACGUCAGUUUGUGCCCGAGCCUCCGUUGCCCCGGUGGGUUCGUCCUGGACCGGUGUAACUGCUGCCAGGUGUGCUUGUCCCGAGAGAACGAGCCCUGUGGCCGCAAAGACGAUGCGUCCUGCGGCGAAGGCAUGGAGUGCAGACCGCUGGUUCCUGCCGCGGGGAAACGUCGAGGAGGUCCCGGGUCCGGAAAAGGCGUCUGCCGCUGCAAGACGGAGCAGCAAGUAUGCGGCACCGACGGCAGGUCGUACAGUAACGUGUGUAGACUGAAGGCAGCCAGUCGUAAAGCUCAGCAGAAGGGGAGACCUGAGGUGAGACAAGCGCACAAAGGAGCGUGCAGACCUCCAGGAGCAGCAAAGAGCUGCAACACUUCUUCUCCAGUUCCUCCCAUCAGCCCUCGCUACAAGUUCAACUUCAUCGCAGACGUCGUGGAGAAAAUCGCUCCUGCUGUUGUUCACAUCGAGUUGUUCAUCAGACACCCUGGCUUCGGUCGACACAUGCAUCUGUCCAGUGGCUCUGGUUUCAUCGUGAGCCACACAGGUGUGAUCUUGACCAAUGCCCAUGUGGUCACCACGAGGGCUAAGGUCACGGGGAGGCCUCAGCUGAGGGUGCAGCUCCACGACGGCGACGCCUAUGAGGCUGCAGUCAGAGAUGUGGACAGGAAGUCAGACAUCGCCACAAUUAAAGUCAAUCCCCAGAAGAAGCUUCCAGUCCUGUCUCUGGGUCGCUCAGCCGACCUGAGGCCUGGUGAGUUUGUGGUGGCCAUCGGCAGCCCCUUUGCUCUGCAGAACACCGUCACCACCGGCAUCGUCAGCACAGUGCAGAGAGACGGCAAAGAGCUGGGCAUCAUGGACUCAGACAUGGACUACAUCCAGACUGACGCUAUCAUCAACUACGGCAACUCUGGAGGUCCACUCGUCAACCUGGAUGGAGAGGUGAUAGGCAUCCACACUUUAAAGGGCACAGCAGGCAUCUCCUUUGCGAUACCUUCAGACAGGAUCCAGCGCUUCCUCACAGAGAUGCACAGCCACAACAAAGUGAAUCCCUCUGCAGUUGAUGCUGCAGAAAACACGAGACAGCAGAGAGCACUAACAGAGGAGCCUCAGUCUGACACCGAUGUUCAAAGACGCUUUUUAGGGAUCAGGAUGGUGACCAUCACCAACAGUCACAGCCCAAAUUUCCCAGUCGACAGCAGCGGAGUGUUGGUGCAGCAGGUCAUCCCUAACACUGCAGCAGAAAAUGAAGGCCUUCAAGCUGGUGAUGUCAUAAUGGCACUAAACGGACAGCGGGUGAAGACCACCCAGGACAUUCACGAAGUGCUUCGUGGAGAUCGCCCCCUGCUGAUGGAGAUCCGCAGAGGCAGCAAUGACCUGCUCUUCAACAUCCAACCUCAGGUGAUUCCACGCUGACCCACAGGACGGUUCAUGUGUUCAACAUUUGAACAGUGU